Molecule: messenger RNA, 1520 nt
Organism: Aspergillus alliaceus
Lineage: Eukaryota; Fungi; Ascomycota; Eurotiomycetes; Eurotiales; Aspergillaceae
Exons: 3
Coding region: 95-1444 (449 amino acids)
Source: RefSeq, a predicted model, not a curated record
CUGCCGCUUGAUAUACAACAUUCCAUAGAGCUUACCAGUUAUUAGUGUAGUUGCCCUCGAUUGCUCUCUUCCAUAUAGAAGGAUUUUCUGAAUCAUGAAGCGUCAUCGUGCUGUGCAUGGGUCUUCACCACCAUCCACCCCCAUAGAAGAGAGAGACCCCCCCAAACUUUCCAGCCUUAAUGCGCCUGUAUCUCCUCCUAGGAAAAGGUCCACAGCAAUGACUACACAACCUAGCACUGUGUCAUCUGAUAAAAGUACUCCAAAGGAGCAAAAAGAGACGCCAUCCAAUCCAGAAAACCACAAUCUAGCCGCCAUCGAAGCAGGCCAGGUCAAAGUCACAGAUCACCUAUCCAUCUUCUCUUCACGACUCAGUCAAUCUACUCGCACUAAGAUACAUCAGACACCUCGACUACAGAUCGCAGACUGGGCUUCUCUGUAUCAACGCAACCAGCAUCCAGAAGGAAGACACUUCGUCAUCCACCAGCAUGAUCACCCCAUCGCCGGACCGCACUAUGACCUCCGGCUCCAGUUCUCAGACUCCAGCUCUGUCAGCUGGUCCAUCAUGUACGGAUUACCGGGUAAUCCUAACAGCCGACGGCUGAACCGGAAUGCGACAGAAACUAGAGUACAUUGUUUGUGGAACCACCUCAUCGAAACAGCUUCCGCCAAAACAGGAAGCAUGAUCAUCUGGGAUACAGGCCAAUAUGAAAUCCUCCCCUACCAGGGCCCCCAACCUCAGCCAGAAACAGAUGACUCCCGGUCCGACGUCUCAUCAGACACCUCAAUCUCCACCGUAGGCUCCAAAACAGACAGCGAGAAGCUCCGUCACGCAUUCCAGAACCGCAAGAUCCGUCUCCGUCUCCACGGGACAAAACUGCCCCGAAACUAUACUAUCGUUCUCCGUCUCGACAAAACCUCGGGUUUCAAGAGGACCUCCGCCACGCCCCGGAGCCAGCGUCGUCGAACCAUCCCAGCAGCCCAAAGAGGCCUUAGCACCUCAUCGGAUGAUUCUACGUCUCCCGCUAAAGAUCGUCCGAUGGGGGCGUUGGUUCAUGACACUUUGGAUCAAUCGCAAGCAUCUGAAGAUCCUACGGGGAAGCACUCGGGUUCUGGGGAUGAUGUCGAUGAGCAGAUCCGUAUUAAUAAUGCCUAUCCGGGUGCUACUAAUUCGAUUAGGUCGGUCCACCAGCGGCGGUGGUUUGUUACGCUUGACCGGGUUAAUUCGGGGUUUGUGGCGGAGACUGGGUCGGGGCCGGCAGGGAAAAGGUGGGUGAGGCAAUUGGAUCCAGAGACUGGACGAUUGUUGGGUUUUGAGCCAUUCUAUGUUUGGGGUCCUGAUGUUGAGAGAAGUGUUGUUACUGGGAGGUUGGGGAGAGAUGUUUUGGAGGAUGAGGGCGUGGAAGGGUUUGUACCUAGAAAGGGUUGGAGGGCUGUUUUGGAGUGAUGCUUGGAGUUUGGUUGCGGACAAGAAGCUGCCUCUCAUGUAGGGUGAUUAUUUGACGAUUCAAUCUGUCUAUAUG